UAAGUCAUAUAAUUUCAGAGAAAGAACAUGAAUCUUUCAGUGGACUGCCUUUCAUAUUGUAAUACGUCACAUCUGAUAAGAGCAGAUGGGAGGGGUUUGCAAGGGGCGGGUGUAGAACUGACAGAUAUAAUAUGUUGCUGCCUCUGUAUAUUUGAGACACUGGUACAAGGACAGCCACACCUUUACAAACCAAAGAAGAUCUCUAAACAUGAAGACCAGCUGAGAUGGAGUUUGAAGAACAUGAUGAAAUUAAAGGAAGAGGAGGAGAAGGAGAUGCUGAAAUCAAGACUGAAACCACUGAACAAGUGACACCUGAACUCACACUUGUGUUGUUUGGUGACCCAAAUUCCAUUGAGACUGGUUCCAACAACCUCCUACUGGACGACAACGAUCAGCUGAAUGUGGGCCAGUAUUCAUAUAAACUCUAUGAUCUGUGUGGUCGAGUCAUCUCUUUUAUUAAUUUACUUGGUCAAGAAAACAUCGACAGAAUCUCGCCAAACCAGAGAUUUCAUGCCUUUCUCCUACUGAUACCAGAUGGUCUGCAGAUCAGCCAUUACAGAUCAGGAGUACAGUGGCUGGAGAAAUAUUUUGGAAAAGAAUCACUUUCAUUUUUAAUGACAGUUGUGACUCAUGAGUUGGGAGAAAGAAGUGAAAAUACUUUGACAAAUCUAAAAGCCAUCAGUAGUUUUGCUGAAAACAGAUACCACACAUGUACAAAAAAUAUGAGUGAUGAAAGUGAGAUAUUAGCUCUGCUGCAAAAAAUAGAUGUCAUGGUCUCAGAAAAUGAUCCACAAUGCUACAGUAGACCACUGGGUGGUGAAAAGAAAGACCAGAAAGACCAGAAAGACCACCUGGACCAUGAGGACCACAAAUCCCCUGAAGAUGAAAUGAGUGAAUCGUCUGGAUUUCACUUUAACAAAGAAGUAGAAGAGGAGACAACAUGUGAAAUUACGUGUGAUCCAGUAAAUGUACCAGGUGAUGUUGAACACUCAGAGGAACUGAAUGACAGAAUAACAGAGGAAGAAAACUCUCACAUUCAGUCUGCAAAACAAUUUACAACCAACAAAACAGGUGUCUCAGAUAUGGAUGAAAACAAGGACAAGAGAGAUGCAGUGACUGAAGACAGCGAUGCUGAAUCAUUGGAGAAUAUAGAAAGAACAACAGUGGAAGGACACCGGGAAAUGACCUCUGAUAUAACAUCUAAGGAGAAAGUUGUAUCAGAUAUGGAUGGACAUUUGAAUAAGGACCCAAUGAAGACGUCAGCAGAAGAUGAGCAACGUCAAACAGAAACUAAAACACUGUUCACCAGACUGCACAUUCAAGAUAAAUAUGAACACAAGUUGACAUCAGCAGAGUUUCUGAAAAUAGGUUUGUCUGUGAAACAGGACAGUAAUGAUACAACUGAGAAGGAUCUGGCUCAUACUUUUCUUCAUAGGUUAAUGAUGUUAGACUACAGAGUCAGAUAUAUUCCUGUAAGAGAGGACAGCACUGAGAUGAUAAAUUCAUGUUUUGGUUCUGAAUUUCUCAGUGAAACAGCUGAUGAUGACUUUGAUGAGUUUUGCAAUGCCACUGUUAACUUUGAUCAGUCAAAACAGAAUAAUAUACAUCCAUUAGAUGUUCAGAUGGCAGUAUUUCACUGCUCAGACAGUUUUCUGAAGCAGAACAUGAUCACAAAACUAUCACAGUGUCAGUAUGCCUUACCUUUACUUGUUCCUGAUCCAUUCACUAUGGACAUUGAGUGUCCUCUGUGGACGUUCAGACAAAUUAAAAAAACAUGGAAGAAAACUGAAACCAAAGACAACGCAGAGGUUGUCACCAUGAACUCUAUGCCAAUCUGUAAAGCUGAGACACCCAUGGUGUCAUUUUUCCGCCUGGGUUCUCUGUCAGUGUCUAAAUCUCAGCUGAUGAACACUUUGAUCAACGACCGUCACAACACCUUCUUCCACAGAGACUGUCCAGGCAGCACCAAAUCUCGGCAUCUGUUUGAUGGUGUAGCAGAGAUCGCCUGGUACUGCCCUGCUGGAAAACCCAACGAUGCCUUCAAUGACUGUGUUGCAUUCUGUAAUCUUCAUGGUGAUGCUCUGAUGAAUGAAACACAGCGAAUCAUCUUGAUGCAAAAAUGUUCAGUCAAUGUUGUUCUUGUACCAACGUUGGAUAAAAAACAUGAGAGUUUUGCAGUGAUUGCAGGACUUUUGAAAUUUCCAAAACCUCUGAUUUGUCUCAUUGAUGAUAGUUGUGAUGCAGUACAAAAACUAAAAGCAAACUACAAAAUGGGCCUGAAAGACAGAGGCCUGCCUGCUAUUUGUGAAGAGCUAAAAAGAAUCAUUAGAAACAUUUUGUCUGGUCCACAUGAAUCAUUUCAGCUUGAAACCAUGGCCAAUGUUUCUGGAAUCCGAGUGGAUGAAGAUGAUGAGCUCUGCCAAAAGGGGAAGUCUGCUGCCAUGAAAAUACUGACCCUGGUUCAGGGGGUGGAUGUUUCAAAGAUCAAAGAUACAUUUCUUCCAUGUCAAGGCAAACUGUGGCAUGACUGGUGCAAAAUAAACAAAGGCCUGUAUCACCUUAAAGGAGAUCGCCUUGAGGAGGAGGAAUGUAAAAAGAAGAGAGAACUGGAGAAAAUACGAGGAAAUCAAUGCACUGUUUCCUGUAGUGAAGUGGUGAAGUCAUUCACUGAAAGCCUCUCAUCUUUACCUCCAACAGAGAGAGAGUAUUUCCUGAAAUGGACUCAGAUCUUAGUCGAUGUGCUCUCCACAGAUGAUCUUCUUUCAAUUCGUCAAAACUAUCAUGAAAAGUGGUCAGAGGUUUUAUCAUUGAAGAAGAAACAUGACAAAUCUGAUCAGUUACAAACCAAACAAACUGAACUUGAACGAAUAUCAUCAAAACUCCAGUCAGCAACAUUUGGUUUGGAACACAUCUUCAGAGAAAUGGGACAGAUCUAUGAAGCCCAUGAAUGUCUGCACAAACCAACACUGAAUAAACCGACUGACUGGUCUAAAUACCCGGAGCUGGCUGCUGACCUGAUGAUAUCAGGGUACCCAAUGGAGCUGAUGGAUGGAGAUGCAGGUCAUGUGCCUUUAACAUGGAUCUCAAGUCUUUUAGAUGAGGUCAUCAAGAAACUUGGAGACCAGAGGAUUUUUGUUUUGUCAGUUUUGGGUGUACAGAGCAGUGGAAAGUCUACGAUGCUGAAUGCCAUGUUUGGACUCCAGUUUGCUGUGAGUGCAGGCAGAUGCACCAGGGGUGCCUUCAUGCAGCUGGUCCAAGUAUCAGAUGAGAAGAAGAGAGACUUUCAGUUUGACUAUGUUCUUGUGGUGGACACUGAGGGACUGCGUGCUCUUGAGCUGGAGGGUAACUCCACUCUUCACCACGACAAUGAACUGGCAACUUUUGUUGUUGGUGUUGGGAACAUGACUUUAAUUAACAUCUUUGGAGAAAAUCCAGCUGAGAUGCAGGAUGUUCUGCAGAUUGUUGUUCAGGCUUUCAUGAGGAUGAAGAAAGUUAAACUUUCUCCUAGUUGUGUGUUUGUUCAUCAGAAUGUCACAGAUGUUGCAGCUGUAGAGAAAAACAUGGAUGGAAAGAGACGCCUGCAAGAAAAACUUGAUGAAAUGGCCCGACUAGCUGCCAAAGAAGAGGUUUGUCAAGCUCAGAACUUCAGUGAUGUGAUUGCUUUUGAUGUACAAAAAGAUGUGAAAUACUUGGCUCAGCUGUGGGAGGGAAGUCCACCUAUGGCUCCUCCAAAUCCAGGGUACAGUGAGAGCAUCCAAGAUCUGAAGAGCCUAAUCCUCUCCAAAGCUUCACAGUCUGUUGGAGUGACUCUCUCUGAGUUCAAAACCAAAGUUCAGGACCUCUGGAAUGCUCUGAUGAAUGAAAACUUUGUUUUCAGCUUCAAAAACACACUUGAAAUUGUGGUUUAUAGAAAACUUGAGGUCCAGUAUGGGAACUGGAUCUGGGAACUGAGGCGUGAAAUGUUGACCAUUGAAAACCAGUUGUAUAACAGAAUAGAAAAUGAAAAACAUGACCGGAUAGAGCUCAGUUAUCUUUCUAAAGAAAUGAGCAAGAAAUAUGAAGAAGUUAAAACCACAAUGACAUCUUACUUUGAGGAGGAUAAAGAUAAAGAAAUGUUGGCUCAGUGGCGAGGGCAAUUUGAAAACAAAAUAAUUGAGUUUCAUGAUAAGCAGGUGAGAAGACUCAAAAGAAAACUGAAUGGAAUUAUUCAACAAAAGGUAGCAUGUAAGAAGCUUGAUGAGAAGAUCUUUGAAAAUGAGUUGCUUCAGAAGAGCAAAGAGCUCGCUCUCUGGUUAAAAGAUAAAGUAAAUGAUGAAGAGGAACUUAAACACCAGUUCAACUGUGUUUGGAAAGACUGGGUUAGUGAAUUAACCAAAGAUAUAAAACCUAUUGAGAACAUUGAUCUGGAGAACGAUCAACUUCUUGUUCUUGUGGAACUUGGCAUUGAAUGGAAUCUUAUCUAUAAAUCACAAGCAUCUGGCAGCUACAAAAAAAUAUCAGAGCUUGGAGAUUAUAGUGGUUAUGUAUCUUUCAACAGGGAUCAAGACAACAGACACUGGCAGAAUCUGGAAAAUGAAGGAGAAAACAACUACUUUGAAAGAUUUAAGGAUUUUACUGAAACUGUUAAAACAAAAAUAAAUGACCAUAGGAAAUCUCUGCAACAUGAAGACCAAACCCUGUUUAGAAACUUUACUGAUGAAAUCACAACAUUGUCCUUUCAUUCCAUUACGAGCAAACCUGUUGCAACAAGAGGAUACAGUCCUACGUUCUUGCAAGAAGUUGCCAAAACUGUACAAGAUAAAGUGACAGAGUUUGACUCACAGUGGAGAUAUGUUCUGAAGAAGGAGUUUACCGUUGAUCUCCUGUUGUAUGUGUUUGACAGAGCAGAACCUUGGCUUUUAGAGUCUCACAAAAUGUUCAAGAUGAAUAAUGAUGCACACACAUAUUUAGAAAGUAAGAAAGGUGAAUAUUACAAUGUGUUCAGGAGCUUCUGCCAAGGAAACUCAUCUGCUGUUGUACUUGGAGAACUGAUCUGUGAAAAACUGAAAGGUUCCAUUGUUGAAGCCGUCUGCACUAAGACCGCCAUUGAUCUUGCUGGAGAGAUGAGGUGUAGUUUCCCAGCAUUCAAUGGGAACAGGCUGAAUUUGGAGAAACAUGUGUUGAAGUCACUGGCAGAGAAAGAAAAUUUUAAAGAUUACAUCACCUACGUCUACCAACCAAGGAGACAUGUUAAGAGUUUCAUCAAAAAUGAAGCGAACAAAUACAUCUACAUAGACCACAGAGAAAAAGCACAGAAUAUACUCAAGAAAAAUGUAGAUGAUAUCAAGAAUGAGACAAGUCAGGCUUUAUUUGUUGCUACAGAAGAGGUGAAAACACAGCAAGGAGACCUGGAAAUGUGGCUGCAGAAAUUUUUCAGUUUGCUGAAAGAUGUGUUAGCAUUUUCUUCCAUUUAUUCAGAAAACUUUACUGAUGUGAAUGAUUUUGACUUUCUGAAAAAAGGGAUUGAGGAAAGACUUAUACCUGUCUUCAAGGACACAAAAAGACUUUCAUUGGAUAAAAUGAAAGAAUUCAGGAAGCAGCCUGAUCAAAUCCUCAUUAAGCAGCUUUGUGACUGCUGCUGGGAGACGUGUCCUUUCUGUACAGCUGUUUGUACAAACACUGCAAAAGAUCACAGUCCCAACAAACACAGUGUCCCUUUUCAUCGUCCCUCUGGGAUUAAUGGAUGGCACAUUACAGACACAGGGGAACUGAUAAUUGAUUUCUGCACAACUAAAGUUGCCAGUGAUCUUUCAUUCCAUCCCCAACAUGAGUCAGAGAAGACCAUUCCUUAUAAACAGUACCAAAAGGCUGGAGGGAAAUAUGCAACAUGGCUGAUCACCCCAGGUGGAUCUCAGCUGACAUAUUGGAAAUGGGUUAUUUGUCGGUUUCAGAAGGAACUGGAAGAUUUUCAUAAUUUAAAGUUUGCAGGCAAAGGAGAAAUCCCCAGUGACUGGAGAAAGUAUAAGAAAGAAGAAGCCAUCCAAAGCUUGGAUGAAACAUAUAGAUAACAGGCACAAAGAGAAAUAUAGGCAAAAGUCAUUAAAUCAUACUAUAGAGUACUUUGAUUGUCCCAACAGUAAUACAUGAAUUAAAAACAAACAAACACAGAAAAUUCUUGAAAAUGACACGGUUAAAACAUCAAAGAACGUUUUUUGAAACUGAGGUUUUUAUCGACAUAAAGUUAGAUAAUUUAUGUUCAUUAUGUUCAAAUAAUGAGUGCAAUUAUCUCAGUAAUAAUCUCAAAAUGAGGAGUUUAAACAUCUGUCAAUAAUGUGCAGAAUGAAAACAAAGAUGCAAAAAAAAAUGGCUCUAUAUGUUCAUAUUCCAGUAAAAUAUGUACUUAAUCAUCAAAUUACUACUUAUCAAGUUAACAUGAUAAUAUGUAAUCUAAUUGAAAAUAAUUUAAGUGUUUAGCUUGAUAUCAUUUAAAAGUGUUAUGAUACAGGCAGAGAGGCUCUCAAGAGAGCAACAUUUUACACUUUUUUUUUUUAAUAUUAUUCUGUGCACAAGAAAUAGUCAUGUCAUGUCUGAAGAUCACUUUUCACUAAUGUUUCUGAGUCACAAGGGAAAUAAUUUAAUUUGGCAAUUUAC
This is a messenger RNA of Sphaeramia orbicularis (orbiculate cardinalfish), 6630 nucleotides long. RefSeq names its product interferon-induced very large GTPase 1-like. The transcript is spliced from 9 exons. Gene Ontology annotation, molecular function: GTP binding. The record is from RefSeq and is a predicted model, not a curated record. Bases 225 to 6047 code for a protein of 1940 amino acids. NCBI's taxonomy places the organism in Eukaryota, Metazoa, Chordata, Actinopteri, Kurtiformes, Apogonidae.